CGUUACAUUCGUACGGUCAUCUGCAACUUUUUAAAGUCUGAAAAGGAUAUAAAAAAGAUUUUAUAAUACAGGUUGUAUCAAUGCGCAGUAAGGCUUCACGGUUUAUCUGUGUCACUGUAGGGCGUCUCUGUUCGCACAAUGAAGCGCGGCGGAUGGGAACUUCCACCAGCUGUCGAUUAGAGAUAUAAUGACACUCGAGUUCAUCGACUGCCCCUGUCUGCUACUCCUACUGUCGACGCUACACGGGAUUUUAAAGGCGGACGUCGCGAUUAGAUGCGGAUUUUGGGUUUUUCCGUGAGCAUGAGAACUUUUUCGCGGAUAUGUGUUUUUCUUGUCCUGGGCGUAAGCGCUGCCUCCUUGAUAACUUUCAUUUGUGGACAUUAUUGUGUUAAUUUCGUAUCUAGUGGACGUGGUGCGUAUCCCGCUCGAUUAAGACAGUUGGUGCUAACCAGAGACUACAGUUUCCAGUUUGUGGACCAUGAGAAGAGAAUCAGGGGACAGAGCAAGGAGCAGAGACCUCUGUGCUCUCUCAGAUGGAUGGUUGAGAAGGAUGUGGUUCUCAGACAGUACUUCAACUUCUCUGUGCCUGUCCUAAUGUGGGCAACGGAUCUCCAUCCCUCAGUGUGGCACCGAUUGCAGAAUCACUGGCCUCCCUAUGGAUGGAAGGGUUUGCCCCCAAAUGUUGUGAAUGCAACGCUGACCCUCCUCAAAGACUCAAGUGGACUGCUGUUUGACCGUGGGUCACUUCAUUGUGUGCGCUGUGCUGUGGUGGGCAAUGGUGGUAUUCUUAAAGGUUCUAAGCAAGGCAAGGCCAUCAACAGCCACCACUUUGUAUUCAGGGUCAAUGGAGCCAUAACUAAGGGCUUUGAGGAAGAUGUGGGCACAAAAACCAACUUUUAUGGUUUCACCACUAACACCAUGAAGAACUCACUCCUUUCCUAUCAGGCAGCUGGUUUCAACAAGGUGCCACAGGGUCAGGAUGUUCACUAUGUGUUUAUUCCCGCUGAUAUUCGGGACUAUGAAAUGCUAAAGGCCGGAGUCAAAGGUAUCCCUGUGAUCUCAGGGGUGGAUGAGGGUGACGAACCAUCGAGAUACUUUGGACAUUCUCCUGCACUUCAAAAGUUCAAAAUGCUUCACCCAGAUUUUGUCACUUACAUCAAAGAGAGGUUUCUGAAGUCACCACUGUUGGAAUCCAUGUUUCCUAACCUGUACAUGCCAAGCACAGGUGCGCUGAUGCUUAUGACGGCCUUGCACACUUGUGACAAGGUUUCAGCCUAUGGCUUCAUCACCAAAAACUACCAGAAUUUCUCAGACCACUACUUUGAUAAAGUGAAGCAACCCCUUGUCUUCUAUGCUAAUCAUGACAUGUUAAUGGAGUCAAGAUUAUGGGCAGAUCUCCAUGCCCGGGAAGUUAUGUGGCUGUACACAAGGCCAUAGGCCAUGUGAGCCAUUUCAAGACUUAAACUUUCAACUCAGCUUUCAGUGAAGGCAAGAGUAAUAGUGAUGGGUUGAACCUCUUUUCCUGAAAGCAACUGAAGAGCUAAAUUUGUAGACAACUUCAUAUUAUGAGCAGUUUAAAACCUUGAGUCCACAUAGACCCUCACAAAGACAGUCCCUUUUUCCCCCACUUUAAGUCUACCGCCAGCCAUUGAUUUCUAAGUUUUGUUCUGUUGCUGUAGGAGUAGCAUGUCCCAGUGCGGGUUCUGUAAGUUGCUUUGCAGUGCUAAUGCACUUCAUUCUCUCUUUAUGCAAAUAGGACAAGCAUCACUUAUGGCCAACAAAAACAGAACUCCCAGGUGUGCAAAACAGGUUACACCUAGACCACAUUCUGGUUGGUUUAAGCCAUAAAAUGUAAGAGGAAACCUGAUUAUAAUGCAGGAGAACAUCUUUGUAACUUGACAAAAUACAUAGGAUAGAGGUGGAGUGCAUUUCUCAAAUUUUAGACGUGCUAUACUGUGACAAAAUUCUUAAUCAGCUGUAACAUUUUAAAUAUUUGUACCACACAGCUGUGUGGAGAAUUCCAUAUCUCCUCAGCAAGCAUACAGUAACUUGAUAAAAACAAGUGACAAUUCUGGCUGUGACUCUUGUAACUACUUUUCUGUAAGUGGGAUGUCGGGAGAUUGUGUUCAACUUCUAAUAGACAGUAGUGCUUUGAACAAACUCAAACUACUUAUUUUAAUGUUUGUUCUACAAAUACACUGCUCUUUAAGAUUCAUUUUCAGAUAAAUGA
This is a messenger RNA of Scleropages formosus (Asian bonytongue), 2230 nucleotides long. RefSeq names its product ST6 (alpha-N-acetyl-neuraminyl-2,3-beta-galactosyl-1,3)-N-acetylgalactosaminide alpha-2,6-sialyltransferase 2 (gene st6galnac2). Lineage: Eukaryota; Metazoa; Chordata; Actinopteri; Osteoglossiformes; Osteoglossidae. The transcript has 9 exons. The record is from RefSeq and is a predicted model, not a curated record. Gene Ontology annotation, biological process: protein O-linked glycosylation. Gene Ontology annotation, molecular function: alpha-N-acetylgalactosaminide alpha-2,6-sialyltransferase activity. Bases 274 to 1437 code for a protein of 387 amino acids.